CCGACCGAUCCUAUCGCCACCCAUCAAUUGUCUUCCUCAGUUUUGACAUUGACAGCCCGUGUUCCCCUCGAAUAAUCCCGUGCAAAUUCUUAGUUGGUUAUUCUAAUUUUCCAGACCAUUCUUUUUGAGUUCAACGUUGCAGAAGCCACCGCACAACGUGGAAGUCGUGCGACAAGGCGACCACUGUCGGUCGGUCCAGGCCUGCGGUGCAGCCGUCGCCCUCAUCCAUCCCAGCCCGCCGCCGAGGGCUCGCCGUUUGCUUCCACGGGGCCGACGUGAUCGAUGAGUGCCGAGUGUCUGGAUCUGGGCAGUAUUCGCAGCUUCGCGCUGCUGCGGUAGCCCCCACGAGCAUGUAGCGGCUCGCCAGCUGCUGCGUACGAUGACGACCCCCCAGGAGCCGCCCGACGACCCGUUAUCGCCGGGCGAGGCUCCCAUCAUCAUCGACGCCAGCCCGCCCGCCGCCGCCGACGAUCAUGUCUCCAAACCAAGCACCCCCAACCACCGCCGCGGCCUGUCCGCCCACCCCACCCCGAGGAGCGCCCCCGCGGGAGAUGGCGCCGGCCGCGGCCGGACGCGCCAGCGCUCGGCGACAAUGAGGUCCCAGCCAACCCUCCUGACCGACUUCCUGCUGGGACGCCAGUCGCCCGCCCGCGUCGCCGCCCUUCGCCAGCAGCGGAUGGACUCGGCCGCCGUACGCGCAGAGGUUAGGAAGGAGAUGCGCGCCGCCUCGGUUCAGAGGCUCGCCCCACCCGGUGGCGUCAAGGACCGCGUCAAGGCCUGGCAGAAGAACAACGCUGCCGCCAUGGUCCACGGUGACCCGGACGACGCCGCCACCGAGCCCACCGACGUUGCAUUCCCGGACGGGGCUGAGAGCGUGACCGAGGAGGACCGCAUGCGCAUCAAGUUCAGGAAGGGCCAAAAGAGGAACAAGAGUGCCCCGAGAGCGAUGCCGAGAGCUGUGACUCCGGGCGGCCUGAGCAAAGACGAUGACGAUGACGAGAAUAUCGACCCCGAAGGCCUCAAGUCUCCACCCCGGAAGCGUAUUGUUAGCGACGACAACUGGAUGAAGCGGAGGAAAAGGAGCCCACCGGGCGCCAGGGCAGUGCGCGUUAAACCCCCCACAGGACCCAUGCCCAUUCCAAAGGAUUUCCUGCAGAGGACCGCACAGAAUCCUCCUGUGCGCAACAAGAUCGCCGACUGGGCCGCGAGGGUAGAGCCCAUGGACAUGGAGCCUCCAAAGUCACCAACAAGCCCCAAGAUGACCAAGGCCCCCAAGGUCAAGACAUAUCACACCAAGUCUGGCGAUGCCAUCACAAUCGAGGAGGAUGCCGUCAGCGGCCUGACAGGCAGCAGGCUCACCGACGAUGAAGGUCCCAGCGCUCCUCGCUCGCGGCGCAGCAAGCCCGCCGAUGAGGGUGUAGAGAGUGGGAGGCAUAGCGCGAGGAGUAGCGGGCGGGCUGUGGACGACGACGGCAUUCGCGUCCGGCCUCUGAGGACAAAGAAGCCGGCUCCAGCAGAAAAGGCUGUGUCCGAGGAUGAGGGGGGCAGUGCGCGAUCGAGCAGCAGGACACCCGCAAAGCCUACAGCAGAUGACGAUGGAAUCCGCGUUCGUCCUCUCCGGCCCGGCAGGAAGUCAAGACCUCCCAGCCCGGGAGCUAGCAACCGAGGCGAUGACGAUGGGAUUCGGGUACGCCCGACCCAGUCUGCCAAACAAUCGAGAGCCCCUAGCCCGACCGCAAGCGGUGGAUGGGAGAGCGAGGAAACCCGGAUGCGACGAAGCCAAGCAAGCCGAAAGUCAAGACCUGUCAGCCCUACAACUAGCAACCGAGGGGAUGACGACGGAAUCAGGGUGCGGCCCAGUCAAUCCAAUAAAAAGAACAGGAAUGCCAGUCCUGGGGCUAGCAGCCAGAGCGAGGACGAUGGCACCCGUACGCGUCCCAGACGAUCCCGCAGAAAGCACAGGAAUUACAGCCCGGAGGGCAAUGCCAGGGCCGACGACGAUGGAAUUCGGGUGCGUCCUAGCCGAUCAACCAGAAGGCAUAGGGCUGCUAGUCCCGAGGUUAGCGACCGAGAGGACAGCAAAGCUACAUCCAGGCCCAACCACGACGUGGAGGACGACCUGACUGAGGCCACAUCCUUGCCUCCAACCUUGCCCGAUGAUGGCAUCAGAGUCCGUCCUUUGAAGUUGACGCCGAAGGACCAGAAGAGAGAUAGUCGCUCGGUAUCUUCAAGGCCGUCAACCGAACAUAGCAGGGCCCCAAGAGAACCUAGUAGGUCUCCCAGCGAGCCCAGCAGGCGAAGGAGAGAUCCCAGCAGGCCGCCGCAGGAAUCCAGUCGGCCAACAAGGGAACUUAGCCCACCAAGGCGGCGCAGUCCGCCAAGGAGACGCAGUCCGCCAAGAGGGAAGAGCAGUGGAAAACGAGUUAGCACACGCCGUGAUCGAUCACCCUCUCCCUCUGAGCUUACGGAGCGGACGGAGGAGACGCGGGAAGACACCGACAUCCAAACUCGGGGAACUCGUCGCAGAACGCCACCAAAGGCCAAGCGUGGCAAGCCCGCGCCCACCGAGAUUACCGAGACGACACAGACGACACAGACCACUGAGUCGACCGAUGUCACUGAGUCGACCGAGGCCACAGGCACAUCGUACCUGACCGGCACUACAGGCCAUACCGGUACUACCGGCGCAACCGAGUCGACUGGACAGACAGCCACUACACGCCCCUCCCGGAGGACAAGGACAAGACCGACCGCUGCCGCCACGGACGUUACCGGCACAACACGCACGGAAGACAUCUCGGACGACAGAUCCUAUAGCGAAGACACGGCAUCCGAGGACGGCGAAUCGCGCCGCCAGCCAAGUCUCCACACCAAGUCGCUUGCCGAUAUCCCCUUCGGGUACUCUGCCUUCAGCGAGCUCGAGUUGCCCCUGAACCCGAAGAAACCGAAGCAGCAGAGGAACCCGAGCUUCAGAACUGUGCCUAAUGUGCUCAAAAGGGUCGUGAACGAGGGCAAGAAAAUGAUCCAGCACACUGUGACUCCGGAGCCACCCAAGCCUGCCACCAACCAACCGCCCAGCAUCGAGAAAUGGCUGUACAACACCGUGGAUCCCUUCGUCGAAUCGCCCACUUCCCAAAAGGAGGUCGAGCACGAGUGGAAAAAGUCUGCCCGGCGUCGCUCUGUGUCGGAGAGACACGAUAAAGCCAGGGACACGCAUGCACAUGACGAGGACUCGCAAAUCACGGGAACCGAGACAGCGCUCGACGAUGUCGACACGCGCAAAGAGCCAGAGCCAAGGCCAUCUGCCGAACACGACAGGAUGCUGCACAGGGAAGACUCCCACGCCACAUCCUCCAGCGGCCUGAGGAGGAGUGGCGCGACAAGGAGUUCUGGCGUACCUGCGAGGAACGCCACAGCAAAACUCGCGCCGAAAGGCUCGUUCCGGGAAGUGUUGAAGGAAGCCUUUCGUGGCGAAUCAGGUGGUCAUGUCAUCGCGCCGCUCAUGAUGUACACGAGCAUCGACAAGACCCGCGAGCCCGAGGUGGACGAGGAAGAGCUCGACCGGGAUGAAUACGACUCCCGCAGGCGGUCGACGGGCUCGCGCAGGUCGCGGUCGCCAACGUCCACCACUAGGCCAGAAAGCCGUGACCGUGACCGUGACCGCGAGCGCGAGGCUCCUCCGGCGGCGUCAGGACUUCCCAGGCGCAAGCCGCCCACCAACGGCUUCCAUGAGCUGUCAACCAUCCUGUCUCUGGAGCAGCCGAGCUCACACGACCAAGAUGCAGCAUCCGUGGCGUCGCAAACCACAUUGACGCAGACGACGGCGCUGGGCAAAUCCUCCAGCAGUCGUCGGAAGAACGGCGGGCUCAAGAGGCGGCUCACGAAGCACUCGGACCUGGUGUCAGUGCUCUCGUUGCCAGAGGACGGGCCAAUUCCCACCCGAGUGCCCACACGCGCCGCCAGCAUCAGGAUUGCUCGUAGUCUGCGCAGAAGGAGUAGCAAAGUCGAGACCACCGCUACCGUGGACGAUCUUCUUGUCGAGUUUAUCGAGGACGAAAGCUUCUACCAGAGGGAGCUGAAGACUCUGGUGGACGGCGUCAUACCUGUGCUUCUCAAGGAGGUUGUCAAGGGAGACUCGCUCAUUUUCAUUGACCUUUUUGGUUCCGCCGCCAGCGACGAAGUUAGACCAACCCAGGCGGCCGAGAAGGCCAUCGUUUCCAUGGGAGUGUCACUGGAACGCAUCUACACCCACCACCGGGCCGUUCCCUAUACCGAUAUUGAUAUGCUGCUCUCAUGGUUGGAGAGACUUGUCCCCCUCUACAGUGCCUACUACGAUGUUUGGCGCCUCGGUUUCCAGGACCUCAUUGUCAACCUCGCUUCCGCGGCUGAUGAUGAGAACGACUCGCUCGUCAACGCGAUGCCGCGCAAUGAGUAUGGUGACGUUAUCAACGACGAUGGCGAUCGGGUUGAUGUUGCCCACCUGCUCAAGCGCCCCUUGAUUCGUUCCAAAUGGCUUCUCAAGUUGACCAAGGGGCUGCGGUACAUGCUCGGUAGCCAAACGCUAGGCCCCGACUUCACUGACAGGUUUGCGGACCUGCAGGCAAAGGCGCAGCGCAGGCAUAGAGAAGAAACGGCCAGGAAAACCAACGAUGACGCCGCCUAUACUGACACGACACGCGCUCGUGAUCUCCGCACCCUGCUGCCUCUGGAUGCGGUCACCACGGACAAGAUGCGUGAGGUCAGCGCCAAGGACCAGUUCUCCAUGGACCUCGCACAUUCCAAUGGGCAGCGGCUCGAGUGCCAGGUCGAGCUCAUUUUCAGGGACCGACCCUUGGAUCCCACUGACAGGGGCGACCUUCUCAUCCGCGAGAAUGGUGCUGGUGGUGUUUCCUUCCUUCUUUUCGCCCCUAUCCCUUGGGAGCAAGUCUCGGCCAGACGAGGCGAGGACAACGGGACUCUCGUCGUCAUGGUGCGCGGCACAUUUCACAGCGACGAGUGGUACGAGAUCCUGAGCCUGCAGACGGAGUACGAUGAUGCAGUGCGCGAGUGGCUCGACAUGCUAGGCACCGUGCCCAAGCCGCCACUGCCGUCCGACAUGUCGAAUAACAGCAGCCACAGCCUCAUCCCCAUGUACAACCCGUCAAGGCCGGGCGAAGGAGACGUUCCAGUUGGUGAAAAGGCACGCCAGCACUCCUCGACAUCGCCCACAAACCAGCGCAGCUCCAAAACCCCGGCCCGCUACCACGCUCGCAAUAGGAGUGUCCCCACGUCUCCGAUCAUCGCUACCGGCCUGGCUGCUGCCGCCACCAUCACCCCAGACAAACAGCGCUCGACCAGUGCGGAUUAUGGCUCAGACGGAGAUAGGACACCGACUCAGUCCACGUUUGAGCAUUCCCCGGAGCGCGAUGACCGCCGCCGAAGCAGCCGGGAGGGACGUCCUCGCAGGACCAGCGGCCGCCACAGUUCAAGCAGGGAUACGCCGAGCCCUGAGCCCACAGAGGACGGUCCGCCUCCUCCGCCGGCGCACCGCACUUUUAGCUCCAAGAAGCCCAAGUCGGUCGAGCUGCCCCCGACCUCGCGGCCCAAGCGCCACGGAUCCUCGCCUCUCAAGCACGAGUACCGCCCCUCCGAUGUGUCGUCAUCGGAGGAGGAGGUGGACGAGGAUCACGCGUCGUACUCAGAGUCAUCCUUCUCGGACUCCGAGUCCUCGGGUGAUGACCUCGAGGAUGAGGACGUGCCUGACACCGAGCCAGGGAUCAGCAUUAAGAGGCCUGAUCUCGAUCUCAACCCCACAGCCUCAGUGGUAUCAGAUUUUAGCAUCACGCCAUCUGCUUCAGCCUCCCAGGCGAACCUCCACCGCGGAGUUGACGUCGUUGACGAAGUGAUCAAGGCCACCGCCGUCAUCUCAUACUGGUCCAACAAGAAGGGGCGAUGGAAGGAGCUGCGCCCAGACUCAUGCUCCAUCAGCAUCAUGCCAGGUCUUCUGGAGGUUCACCCCAUUUCGCCCCAGGACCGGGACGAAAUCAACAUGGAUGGCAUGUCGGACGCGCUGCGGCCGUCCCAACACAUCGAGGAUGGGGAGGCUCCCCUCAUCGCGCUCGACCUGACUCCGCUCGUUAUGAUCCGGAAGAGCACAGCCAUCGACCUUGAGAUUCGGUCACCCGUCCGCUCCUACUCCAAGCUCAACAACAUCGACGGUAUGAUAUUCAGGUUCCGCUCUCUGACCCCUAACCAUCUGGAGCAUCUUUACAUGGCGGUGCACCAGUCUCGCAUGAACAACGCCAAGUUCAAGGCCCUCGAACAGGAGGCGCGAUUCCGAUCGUUCGGACAGGGGCAGCAGUCCGGAAACAACAAUGGCUAUGACAACACAAGCGGCCACAGCAGCAGCCGACGGCGGUCGUGGUUCGGGCGCCGGAAUAGCUAUCGGGCGUCGACACGGGCACCGUCGCAGUCGCAGUACACGUACUCUCAGAGCGGCUCCUCCGGUAUCUCGCUCUCGGCCUCGUCCUUCCUCAAGCGCCUCACAGGCUCCGCGAGCGCCUUCAACAUCGACAAGUCGACGCUGGGCAAGCACCAUGCGGCAGGUGGCGACAACAGGAGCCGACCGGUGUCUACGGGCCCCCCGGCGUCCAUGUAUACGACGUCGUCGUCGUCUGGUAGGCUCAUCGAAGCGACACCGCCGCGCUCGCCCUCGGCAAGCCUCGCCAGCAGCCCCAGCGGGGGCAUUCACAGAAGCGGCGCCGCGCUCGGGACCACGGGCCUCCGAAUCCGGUGCCACCUGCUCGUGUCGUCCAACAAGUGGGAAGACCGCGGCAACUGCCUCCUGUCCAUCUCGCGCCCCCCGCCCGGCUGCCACCAGGAGUUGAGUGUGUACCACGGCAUGGAGAAGCGCAUCCUGGUGACACAGGCGCCCAAGCGGUCUUUCCUGCCCAACCUCACGGGCGGAGGGGGAGGCGGCGACGAAGGGUCGUCGUCGUCGUCGUCCACGUCGCAGUCCAAGGUCAUCCUGGACGUGGUGCUGGGCAGCCGCUGCUUUAGCAUGUUGGGCUCGAGGGGCAUCAUCCUGAACGUUUGGGAGGACCUCCGCGACGAGAAGAACCGAGUCGGCACGGCGCCGGCCAUGGGCGGCCUCAGCGGGCGCGUCAAGAAGUGGUGUUUCCAGUGCGGGAGCGCCGCAGAGGCGAACUGGAUCUUCGGGCUCGUUGCGCGCGAGGUGGAGAUUAUUUGAGGGUUCUUUUUUGUUCCUCCUGGAUUUCUCAUCAUCCCAUUCCUUUUUUUCCAUCCUUCAAAUGGAAUUUUUUCAAUGAUAUUUUUCUCCCCUUGUUGUGUUUUGGCUUCUCAUUUGUUCGGCUCGUUUUCCCUCCUCCGGUUAUACCCUUGUCACACACGGUUUAGAAAGUUAGGUCUGGAAUGCAUGCGUUGGUUGGUUGGGGGUUUGGUCGGAACCGUAUCGGUACAGCAAGCGGACGCCUCUUUUCUGCUUUUUGUCUUCCUCUCUGCAUCUCUCAACUCUCAUAGUGUACAAGUCUGACAGCACAGCCAGGCGUACGGUUCCCCAGAGGUACAUAUUUUUAUCCGCUUUGCACACUCUUUUCGCUCCUGUUUUUUACACUCUCACUCCUUCUGGACCGGCUUCCUCAACACUAAGCUCACUCGUAUUAUUUUAUUUUAAUUGACCGGCUUCCCGGAGGGCAGUCGUUGACCGGACGGACACGUGUUGGGUGAAGGUCGUCGAAGUAUUUUUAAAAAUGAAUAAAAAACCAAAGAUGCCAGCAUUCUGCGUGGACGACUGCAA
Molecule: messenger RNA, 7795 nt
Organism: Gaeumannomyces tritici R3-111a-1
Lineage: Eukaryota; Fungi; Ascomycota; Sordariomycetes; Magnaporthales; Magnaporthaceae
Exons: 3
Coding region: 380-7228 (2282 amino acids)
Source: RefSeq, a predicted model, not a curated record